Messenger RNA from Neurospora tetraspora, 2488 nucleotides. RefSeq names its product FAD dependent oxidoreductase-domain-containing protein. Gene Ontology annotation, molecular function: oxidoreductase activity; 2 iron, 2 sulfur cluster binding. The record is from RefSeq and is a predicted model, not a curated record. Gene Ontology annotation, cellular component: cytoplasm. NCBI's taxonomy places the organism in Eukaryota, Fungi, Ascomycota, Sordariomycetes, Sordariales, Sordariaceae. The transcript has 4 exons. The coding region runs from base 377 to 2296 and encodes 639 amino acids.
UGAGUGUUGGCGGUGUCUUCCUCCAGACGCCUUGCCAGGCAUGCUGUACAUAGUGUACAAGUGAAAUGAUCCGUGCACGCCAUGUCCGCUGCCCCAGUUUCCCCCCUUUGAUGGUCAACACAAUGUCGUCAUGACCAUCAAGGUGUAAACAAAGCGAUCAACCGAUCAGGACCGCAAUAUUGAAAUCGGACGAAACAUUCCGCAGGCCAAUUGCAGCUUUCCUUUCACCCUGCAGAAAAAGGCUCGGCAAGGUGCUUCCUUCCUCCCCUUCCUCAUCACCAUAUCCCGUUUGUUUACUUUCUUUCCCCGUGCAUUGCCAACAUCAACGACGCCAGAGAUUCCCGAUUUCUUCUCUUCCCUUUCGAAAAACUAAGAAAUGGCUAUUCUCGCAUCAGCUUGCCAGAGACAAACAACCCGACUUUUAACCCAAAACGCCGUGUCUGGUCGCAUUUCCGCACUCUCUGCGACUCGUGACGUCACCGCAGCAACCCCCUUCUCUUAUAAGUUGAGGGGAACUUCUACCCGCACCAUCAUCACCCAAACACAACAACCGUCCGCUCCUCAGACUCGCACAACUGCCUCUCGUUAUAAGGCACUUUCUCAAGUACAGGCUGUUACUCCUAGACAAACCUUCGCAACCAUGACCCAACCCAACACCCAACCCUACCGAGCAAUGCAAUCCUCCGGCUCCACCGACCCCGUCUGGACGCACAAGCUGCCCUGGUCCAAGAUUCCCGAAUUCCCAUCCCUCGACAAAGACCUCGAAACCGACAUCGCAAUCAUCGGCGCCGGUAUCGCUGGCAUUUCCACCGCCUACGAGCUCGUCAGGCGGGGCAAGCAAGUCACUCUCAUCGAGGCCCGCAACGUGCUGUCUGGCGAGACGGGUCGCACCUCGGGCCACUUGACCAACGAUCUAGACGACGGCUUUGUCGAGAUCGCCAAGAAGCACGGCGAGGAGGGCGCGAAGCAGGCGGCUGCUAGCCAUGCGUGGGCGAGAGAUAGGAUUGGUGAGAUUGCCAAGGAGUUGAACAUUGAAUGCGAGUAUCGCAGGUUGCCGGCGUACGAUAUCAGCCAGUUCCCCGUGGGCGAGAAGAAGCACGAUGAUGAGUUGCAGGAGUUGAAGGAGGAAGCCGAGUUUCAGAGGAAGAUUGGGAUGGAGACGAGGUUUGAUCCCAACCUAACAGUCCGCGGCUGGACCUCCUCCAUCGACCAACGCGGCGGCAUGGUCGCCGACAACCAAGCCACCUUCCACCCGACCAAGUACCUCGUCGGCGUGCUCAACUGGCUCCAGACCCAGCCCAACUUCCACUGCUACGCCCGCACCCGCGUCAUGGACAUCAAGGAAAAAGGCAUCGAGCUUUUGGGAAUGGGCCACAAGACGGUCGAGAUCCAGACGGAAAACGGCCACACCAUCAAAGCCGAGAACGCCAUCGAAGCCACCUGCGUCCCGCUCCAGAAGCUGUCGGUGAUCACCCAGCUCGAGUUCUACCGCACCUACUGCAUCGCCGUGCGCGUGCCCAAGGGGUCCGUCGAGGACUGUCUGCUGUACGACAACGCGGAAGAGUACAAGUACGUCCGCCUGACCGCGUGCGACGAGAACGACGAUUACCUCGUCGUCGGCGGCUGUGAUCAUAAGGUCGGCCAGGAGGAGACCACGUCCCGCUUUGGCGAGCUGGAGAAGUGGACGAGGAGCCGCUUCCCUCAAACAAAAAGCACAGACUAUAAGUGGAGUGGACAGAUCUUUGAGCCGGUUGAUUACGUGGGUUUUAUCGGCAAGAACCAGGGCAACGAUAAGAUUUACAUAGUCACUGGUGACUCGGGCGAUGGCUUGACGCAUGGUGUUUUGGCGGGCAGGUUGUUGGCGGAUGAGAUUGAGGGUGUCAAGAACCCGUGGGCGGAUCUGUACAGUCCCAAGCGCGUGGCGAGCAUCUUGAAGUCCCUGCCGAGCAUGGUCGGCCAUGAUUUGCAGAUUAAUGCGCAGUAUAAGCGGUUUUUGCAGACGGAUAUUCAGGAUAUUGAGGACUUGCCUAGGGGGUGUGGUGGUGUUUUGAACAAGGCCACUCAGAAGCCCGUCGCCGUGUACAAGGACGAGAACGGUAACGUCAAGCAGUUCAGCGCUCUCUGCCCCCAUCUCAAGGGCGUCGUGUGCUGGAACCAUGUCGAGAAGAGCUUCGAUUGCCCGGUGCAUGGUUCUCGCUUCUCUAAGGAGGGUAUUUGCGUUAGUGGACCGGCCAAGGCGGGUCUGGCGCCUGCUGAUGAGGCGGGUGAGAAGGAGCAGGUUGCUGCUGCUGCUUAAGUCAUCACCGAGGAGAAGGAGGAAUUGAAAUGAGUUCAUGAUAUGAUAUGGUCGUUUGGAAGGCAUGAGUUAUCAGGGGGUUUUCUAAUGAGCUAUCAAAGAUCGGUAUGGCUGUAUCGCUGAUAAUGUUUAUGAUGCUUUUGGCGUUGAUGGGAUAUAAUGGUCAUAAUAUUUCUACCGCAUGCUCUCGUG